Messenger RNA from Ceutorhynchus assimilis (cabbage seed weevil), 1806 nucleotides. Lineage: Eukaryota; Metazoa; Arthropoda; Insecta; Coleoptera; Curculionidae. The record is from the annotation of a GenBank genome assembly.
AUGAACUCACGCACGAAAAGAAUCUUAGCUCUGUGCAAUGCAGAAGAAAGAAGUACAAAGAGAUCCGCCAAAGAUAUGACGGAAUGCUUAGAUACCACAAUGAAUAUAAAUCAAAAUAAUGAUACCCUGUUCAAUAUAAUGGACCUGCCAGUGGAUAUCGCAACUAAUGAUAGUUUCAUUGAAAUUAUGGACCCCGAAACUGCAAAUUCCAGCGCUCAGAUUUCAAGAUAUUAUAUUUGUACUACUCCGACAGAACUUGCAGAUAAGAUAUUGGAUGAUGAUCGAAACGAGCAUCUAGUCGACAACAAUUUGGAAGAAGACCCUGAUGUUCAUACCACGAUUAUGACUUUAGAGCAAGAACCUAUGGAGUUGGUAGACAGUAAUAAUAGGGCAAAUUUUAGCACUGUCAGUACCGCAUCUCCGGAUCCCAUCAGUCAUGAUCCACCUCCGUUCGUGGCAAGUCAAUCGAUACAUUCAGAUACUGACACUGAUUACCAUCCUACUGAAGAUGAGAAUGAAUCUUCUGAUAAUGAUCGCUUAUCUGACCAGUCUGCCCAACAAGUAAUUCGGCCCAAUGAAGAUAUUAUUGCUCAUGAUAAUACGACUAAUAAAGCAGUAAAGCGAGUAAUUGGUAUUAAUACUAAGAGAGUUAAUCAAGAACUAAGGGAAAAAGGAAAAAAAUAUCUGGGAUAUCGAAGACCAGGUGCAAAUCAAACAAAUACUUUCCAUGAUACACAGAGAGCGGAGCGCACAUUGGGACCAACAUGUACCUCGACGUUUUGUGCUAAAUCUAAAAAAAGAAAAUGCAAUGAUUUGUCUGAAAAUGUAAGGCAAGAGAUAUUUUCAAAAUUUUGGGACAGUUUAACUUGGGAUCAAAGAAAAACAUUUGUGUGCCACACGGUUACCAAAGAAAGUCCAAAACAACGCAAAACAGAAAAUAACGAAUCACGACGUAGUGGAACACUCAGAUAUACCCUGAAAGCUGGUAAAGAAAACAUCUCUGUCUGCAAGAAAAUGGUUUUAUCCACACUUGGUCUUCGUGAAUGGCAGGUAAAUAAUUGGGUUGACCACAGUAAAUAUGGAAUAAAUGAGGGCAAAAAAAAUCAAAAAAAAUCAGAAGGAAUCUUAGGGUCUUUUCGGGUUCCCAAUGAAUUCAUGAACACAUUUAUAGACAACUUGAAUAAAUUGCCUUCACACUAUUGUAGGAAAGAUACUAAUAAAAUGUAUUUAGAGCAAUCAUUUACAACAAUUACCGAGCUCUACAAUGUGUAUGUAAAUGCCGCGAAGGAAUCGAACCACAAAGCAAUGAGCCAAAAUUCCUUGACCACAUUACUGAAAAAGAAGAAUGUCUCACUAUACAAGCCGAAGAAAGAUGAAUGCGAUACUUGUUGCCAAUACAACGAAAAAAAUCUUAACGAAGAAAAGUGGCAGAAACACCAAUACCAGAAAGAUAGAGCUAGAGCGGAAAAGGUAAAACACAAGGAAGGAAGUUUGAGAGGAGUCAAGCAUGUUGUGACCAUGGAUCUGCAAGCCGUAAAAGUUUGUCCCUCAAUAAUGGCAAGUGCUGUGUAUUUCAAAACAAAGCUCUGUGUUCAUAACUUUACAGUGUAUAAUCUUGCAACGAAACAGUGCACAUGUUAUUGGUUUGACGAGACCCAAGCUGACUUACAAGCAUCCACAUUUGCAUCAUUUGUUGUGGACUACAUAAGAAUACAUUUAAGUCAUGGAAAACCCAUUAUACUUUACUCAGAUCAGAUGGUUGCACAUACCAAAACCGGAAUAGUGUCAUGUCCAAUGCUCUUUUAA